This is a messenger RNA of Cladocopium goreaui, 2482 nucleotides long. Lineage: Eukaryota; Dinophyceae; Suessiales; Symbiodiniaceae. The record is from the annotation of a GenBank genome assembly.
AGGAGCUAACUGUAGCUUUCCAUUGGGUGUUGCGUGGCUUUUGCCACCCGCACCGAAAAGAGAGAAACCAAUGAAGCAAACCAUGGUGCUGCAACUGCUGUUGAUCUGCAGCCUAUGCAGCUUAAACGAUGCAAUGAAGGCAUCCCAUAGCAGAUCGUGGGGAUCCGGCUGGGUGCCUCUCGCAUCUGAGGACGAACCCAUCGUCACCGUUUUUCACACGGGCUUGCUGUCCCGUGACCAAGAUGUGGAUGCCUUUCAGAGGACAGCUGCGCAGCAGGGUUCUACGUUGAAUGGCACUGCCCACAAGAAGAAGAAGAAGGAGUGUCCACCAGGCUAUGUCCUGUCUGAAAGCGAGGAAUGCAUUCCGAUCACCUGCGAGGUUGGCAUUGGCGAUGCUUGUGCCAGCUGCAGGAAGCAAGAGCUGCGAUCCGCGGACAACCAAUGCGCAACAUGCAACCCUGGAUAUUGGCUGAAUACAGAGACCUUCACAUGUUCUUCCUUCGCUUGCGAGAUCACGGCAGAUGGGCGUGGAUGUGCUGGCUGCCAGCCCCUGCACUUGAGGACCGGAGACAACCAUUGCUCUUCGUGUCAUGCUGGUUUUCAACUCAUAGGAGGUGCCUGCAAUCCUCUGCCGUGUAUUGAGGGUGAUGGGCCUUCCUGCAAGAAGUGCGUGCCUCAAAGCAACCGGACAGCUGGUGGGCAAUGCCUCUCCUGCAAUACUGGCUAUCAGUUGACGUCUGACCUGCAGUGCAAACCCUUGGUCUGCCGCACUGGUGGAGGGGCCGCCUGCAAAGUGUGCAAAGCACUUGCUUCAACAAGUGCAGAUGGCCAAUGCUCCCAGUGCAACCUUGGGUACUACUUGGAUUCAGACACCGAAAAGUGCACGCCAUGGCCUUGCAGAGAAGGCCAUGGCGCUGGCUGCAAGGCUUGCAAGGCGCAGAUCGAUCGAACAGCCAUUGAUCAGUGCCAGGAGUGCAACCCCGGAUAUCAACUCCAUGCGGAUGGCAGUUGCCAUCCCUUCAAGUGCACUGAGGUGGGUCUGGGCCAUCCCUGCAAGGCAUGUAGGAAACAGGCAGAUCGCCGGGCAGACAACCAAUGUGCUGAAUGCAACGUGGGAUUUCGCCUGGGGCCCGAAACCUUCAUGUGCAUUCCGCACAGAUGUAAUGAGGGCCCAGGAAGUGCCUGCAAGUCAUGCGCUUCCUCAAAAGAAGCUACUCAUGAUGGGGAAUGUCUAGAGUGCAAUGCUGGCUAUGAGCUCAUGCCAGAUGGUAGCUGCCGACCCUACGAGUGCACUCCAAACCAAGCUGAUGCAGGUUGCAAAACGUGCCAGCUCUUAGCGUCCAGACGGAGUGACCAGCAAUGUGCCAGCUGCAAUGAAGGGUUUGCGUUGGCUGCUGACAACGUCUCGUGCGUUGCCGUCGAUUGUACCACGGGCCCUGGGCAUCAGUGUAGAAGAUGCACCUCCGACAGAACACAGUGCGACGAUUGCAACCGGGGCUACUACCUCACCAUCGACCGUGCCUGCCGCGCCUUCGAAUGUCACCCUUCACCAGCCUCAGGGUGCAAGACCUGUCGCGCACAAGAGCAUCGCACCGCCAAGGGGCAGUGUUCAGCGUGCAAUGAGGGCUAUUUCCUGGAUGAUGACUUCUUUUGCAAACCAUGGCCCUGCAAGAUGAGCGGUGCUGGUGCGGCUUGCAAGGUUUGUCGGCCUUUGGCCGAUCGCACUGGGCCGAAUCAGUGCCAAGAAUGCAAUGCAGGACAUUUGCUGAGCGAAGACCUGACCUGUAUCCCGUUCAGCUGCAGCACGGGGGCUGGAAAUGCCUGCAACAGAUGUAGGGACCUGGCACGCUUGACCAGUGAUGAUCAGUGCGAGAGGUGCAACUUUGGGUACCGUCUCUCCAGCAGCUUCACUUGUGAACCUUACCAGUGCAGCACUGGAGAGAAUUCCAGCUGCAAGACGUGCAAGGAUCAGACCUCCCGGGGCAUGGACAGCCAGUGCAGCGCCUGCAAUGCCGGCUAUGAGUUGAAGGAUUCCAUGUGCAGGCCAUACGUGUGCAAUAGUGGUGCCGGUGCAGCGUGCAAGACAUGCAAACCGCUGGCAUUGCGAACUCAAGAUGAGGAAUGUGCGGAGUGCAAUCCUGGUUUCUUCUUGAGCAACGGCACCUGCAAAGAAUUCUCUUGCAGCGUUGGCCAAGGUGCCUUGUGCCAGGAAUGCUUGAUACAAGACGCUCGCACGGCAGAAAACCAGUGCAUGGAGUGCAACAAGGGAUUCUACCGCAAUGCCAAAUUCCAGUGCAUCCCUUACACCUGCAAAGCGGAUGAGGGCUGCAGCGAAUGUGUCUCCCAGAGUCUCCGCACUGCAGAUGGCCAAUGCGCAGAGUGUCGUCCUGGAUAUGUGAAGACAUUGGACAAUUUGUGCGAGCCAUUCACGUGCUUGACAGGAUUUGGGCCUGGGGAGACUGGCAUAGCCAUGGAUCGUUGA